UUAGCAGUUUAUAUUUACUAAAAUAAUUGUGUUUCCAUGUUCUGUGUACUGUGGGAGACCGGAUAUAGUGAAUGCAGGGUCCGUGGAGAGCUGAUAUAGUGAAUGCGGGGUCCGGGGAGAGCGGAUAUAGUGAAUGCGGGGUCCGGGGAGAGCGGAUAUAGUGAAUGCCGGGGUCCGGGGAGAGCGGAUAUAGUGAAUGCAGGGUCCGGGGAGACCGGAUAUAGUGAAUGCAGGGUCCGGGGAGAGCGGAUAUAGUGAAUGCGGGGUCCGGGGAGAGCGGAUAUAGUGAAUGCGGGGUCCGGGGAGAGCGGAUAUAGUAAAUGCGGGGUGCGG
Molecule: messenger RNA, 333 nt
Organism: Staurois parvus
Lineage: Eukaryota; Metazoa; Chordata; Amphibia; Anura; Ranidae
Source: the annotation of a GenBank genome assembly